This is a messenger RNA of Hymenoscyphus albidus, 400 nucleotides long. The record is from the annotation of a GenBank genome assembly. Lineage: Eukaryota; Fungi; Ascomycota; Leotiomycetes; Helotiales; Helotiaceae.
AUGCUAACAAAUACCAGGGCGGCGGCGGCAAAAUACCGUAGGUCAAUGGCACAGCGCAUGGCAGUAGAGAGUUCCAAAACACCUACUAACCUCGAAUUACAGAUACCCCAAGCACAUCUGGUCCCCAGCUGGUGGCUGGUACUCUCAACCCUCAAACUGGAAGGUCAAUACAGCAAUUAUGGGAGCGUGUGUCUUCGGAGUCACGGCUAUGAUGUGGAACUUGAGCGCACAGAGAGAACACCGAUAUAAAUUUCCUGAGCAAGGUCGAUUUUUCCCAAGCCGAUAGUAGGUGGCCUAAUUUUCAUAUGAUAGAAAAGACUCUGACCCGUGACAUAGCUGGAGUAAGCAAAUUAUCGAACACGAGAAGGCGCAGAAGAACGAUUCAUCAUCAUCAUCAUGA